Molecule: messenger RNA, 2028 nt
Organism: Exophiala dermatitidis NIH/UT8656
Lineage: Eukaryota; Fungi; Ascomycota; Eurotiomycetes; Chaetothyriales; Herpotrichiellaceae
Product: alkanesulfonate monooxygenase
Exons: 2
Coding region: 359-1828 (489 amino acids)
Molecular function (GO): monooxygenase activity; oxidoreductase activity, acting on paired donors, with incorporation or reduction of molecular oxygen
Source: RefSeq, a predicted model, not a curated record
CGAGACUUGGGAAUGUUCUGCACCCACAUGAAGAGUACGCUGAAGACGUGCUCAAGCCCAAAACCAACUGUAUUCUCCACCAUAGUGGUUCCGCUGCGAACCUCGGGGAGAGACGAGACAUGGCGACAUCCAAGUUGGGCUCAUUGCGUGCUCUCUGACAUGAUUGCGUGAUAACGUACGCGACCAACGCUGGCCCAACUCAAGGCGUGUAAUGUAGGCUCAACGAGCACGACCACAACAACAAUGGUCGAAGCUGGACAUACCCAUCGAGGCGAUUCAAGUACUCGCGGUGCCAAAAUAUAAGACAAACAUUCAUACUCAGGAUUUGGUGUCGAUACAAUAUCAUCACUGUUUCAAGAUGGGUUCAUUGUCGUCGGAAACCGCCAAGACGAACGGCUUGGCGGGCGGUCGGCCAAAGAAGCAACUCAUUCUCAAUGCAUUUGCCAUGAACACUCCUGGCCAUCUGUCUCCCGGACUAUGGCGGCACCCUCGCAAUCAAACGGACAAGUACAAGAAGCUCGAGUUUUGGACAGAUCUUGCCCAGUUGCUGGAUAAGGCGGGCUUUCAUUCUCUGUUUCUUGCCGACGUCCUCGGUUGCUAUGACGUCUACAAAGGCCCGGCCAACACGGGCCCGGCGCUUCGCGCUGGUGCUCAAUUCCCAGUCAACGACCCGCUAUACCUGGUCCCGGCUAUGGCAGCGGUAACCAAGAAUCUCACAUUUGGCAUUACCGCGAGCACAACCUAUGAACAACCAUACUCUCUUGCCCGGCGGUUCUCUACAGUAGAUCACCUCAGCAACGGCCGGGUGGCAUGGAAUAUUGUGACUUCUUACCUUGACAGCGCCGCACGCAAUUUCGGCCUCACUGAGCAGAUCGAUCAUGAUGUCCGUUACGAGAUCGCAGAGGAGUACAUGGAAGUAUUGUAUAAGCUCUGGGAGGGAAGCUGGCGCGAUGACGCGGUGGUGGAGGACCGGGAGACUGGCGUCUAUGCGGUGCCUGAGCGUGUACGACAGAUUGACCACCAAGGUAAACACUUUAAGGUUCCCGGGCCUCACAUUUGCGAGCCUUCUCCACAGCGCACGCCGUUCCUUUUCCAAGCAGGGACUUCCAAGACUGGUCGACAAUUUGGUGCCAAGCACGCCGAAGUGAUCUUUGCAGGGGCCCAGCUGCCCGAAAAGCUACGCCCUUCUGUCGAUGCCAUCCGUCAACUGGCCAAGGAGGCCGGUCGUGACCCGUACAAUGUUAAAAUCAUUGCGAGCAUGUGUGUUAUCGUGGCAGAAACCGACGAGGCCGCCAGAGCAAAGCAUGAGGAGUAUCUGUCGUACGGCGACCGAGAAGGCGCACUCGCUCUUUUUGGCGGAUGGACCGGUGUGGAUCUGUCUACGUACUCGGAUGAUGAAGAUUUCCGUUUUGUCAAGAUGCCGAUGAUCCAAUCCAUCGUCAAUGGCUGGGCGGACACAGUGCCGGGAAGGGAAAAUCUCAAGUGGAACAAAGCCCGCAUCGCGGAUUAUCUACUGCUGGGUGGCAUGAAUGCGAAGAUCGUGGGAUCGCCCACCACAGUUGCCGAUGAGCUAGAGCGCUGGGUCGAAGUCGCUGAUGUGGACGGAUUCAAUCUCUCUCAUGUCACAAACCCAGGAUCAUUUGAGGAUAUCGCUGAAUUCCUGCUGCCAGAACUCAGGAAGAGAGGGAUUUUCCGUAAAGGGGUCGACAAAGAGGGCGCCACCACGCGAGAACAAUUCUUUGGCACGCCCCGGCUGCUUCCUGACCAUCCGGGCAGUAAGUAUAAGUGGAGCACAGAGGAGGAUAUACCAGGAUAUCAGCAAAGCUGAAGACUUGCAUGAUCAAUGUCAUAGUAGAGCCUCUAGAACCUCGAAUAACGAUGGCAUUCUUGUUGAAGUGACCAGCAAAGAGAAACCCGGCCUGUGCCGAGUAUGCAGACUCUAUACGUAUCAUUCUGGCAGAGUCUAUAAUCAUUCUAUGGGACACAAGUAAAUAAUUCUGAACUCGUUACUACCAACGGAAAAAGUGC